Messenger RNA from Theobroma cacao (cacao), 2562 nucleotides. Its product is annotated as sodium/calcium exchanger NCL-like. The record is from RefSeq and is a predicted model, not a curated record. Gene Ontology annotation, molecular function: calcium ion binding; calcium:proton antiporter activity. Gene Ontology annotation, cellular component: membrane. Lineage: Eukaryota; Viridiplantae; Streptophyta; Magnoliopsida; Malvales; Malvaceae. Gene Ontology annotation, biological process: calcium ion transmembrane transport; intracellular calcium ion homeostasis.
UUCUACUUCACUGUAUGAUCCUUCUUUGCACACGGUUCGAACACUGCUUCACUCCUCCCUCCAUCCCAUCCCUCUCCAUUUUCAUAUCUAUAUAUAUUAAAUUCUUGGAUUGCCCAUUUUAACGUUUCCAAAAGCUUUUUCCAUGUUGUAAGAAUUUCCCAGAAAAAGAAAACAUGGUUCCUAGACAUUACUUACUCCUUUUCUUCUUCCUCUUUGGUUUGUCUUGUUUCCAAGCACAAGCCCGCUUCAUUACCGGCCGUCCAUCCCCAACGGAUCUCGUAUCCGAUGGAAUCUCCACUGUUAAAAACCCACCUUACCUCCUCCUCAAGCCUCUGGCUUCGGCGGAGGAAUCCUGUGAGCAGACGUAUGGGUUCUUACCCUGCACCACCACGGCGCUCGGGAACUUGUUUUUGAUCAUUGUUUAUGGGUGCCUCAUGUUUUUAGCUGCUACUUACUUGUCCAAUGGAAGUGAGCUUUUGCUUCAGAUCCUCGGUCCCGGGAUUGUCGGAGGAUUGUUCUUGCCUAUUCUUGGAGCUCUGCCCGAUGCAAUGCUUAUUCUUGUAUCUGGACUUUCUGGAACCACAGAAACUGCUCAAAGUCAGGUCUCUGUCGGGAUGGGGCUACUAGCUGGGUCAACUGUCAUGCUUCUCACCGUGAUAUGGGGAUCCUGUGUUGUUGUUGGCAGGUGUGAUCUUCGUGAUUCAGUUGCAGUAGAUGGAACAAUUACAAAAGGAUUUAGCCUAACAGAGACUGGUGUCAGUACUGAUAUUUGGACUUGCUAUGCUGCAAGGAUAAUGGCUAUCUCGGUUAUCCCAUUCAUUAUUGUUCAACUACCACAAAUUCUCAGUUCAACUUCAGGAAGACACUUAGCAGUUUUGAUUGCACUUAUUGUAUCACUCUCAAUGUUGGUUUCUUAUUGCCUUUAUCAGGUCUUUCAGCCUUGGAUCCAGAGAAGGCGACUUGCUUUUGCAAAGCAUAAACAUGUUAUAUCAGGAAUCUUAAGACACUUGAAAAAGACUGCUUUAGGAAAACUACUUGAUGACAACGGUGAUCCUAAUACAGAAAUUAUAAGAAAGUUGUUUGAUACAAUUGACGAGAAUCAUGAUGGUAGUCUUUCAAAUUCUGAACUGAAAGCAUUUAUUAUAGGAAUCCGUUUUGAAGAGAUAGACUUGGAUAGGGAUGAUGCUGUGAGAAAAGUGAUGGCAGAUUUCGAUACCUCCCAUGACUCUCUUGUUCAAGAGGGGGAGUUUGUAAGAGGCAUUCAAAAAUGGAUUAUUGAGGCAAAGCGAACCGGUGGUACUUAUCUUGAAUCUAAUAACGGAACCUUUAAGUUUAUUGACCAUUUUCACCAGCAAACCAAGAGAGAACAUGAUUUGUUGGGGUUGGAGGAACAAAGUGAUGAGGUUGCUGAGGGUGUUGAAAACCCUGGAUGGACCUCCUUAAAAGCAGUACUAAUGUUACUGCUGGGUACCCUUAUCGCAGCUGCAUUCGCAGAUCCACUGGUAGACGCAGUUGAUAAUUUUUCUGAUGCAACAAGUAUUCCAUCUUUCUUCAUCUCAUUCAUUGCAUUGCCAUUGGCUACCAACUCUAGCGAAGCUGUAUCAGCCAUUAUCUUUGCUAGCCGCAAGAAGAAGAGGACUGCAUCAUUAACGUUUUCUGAGCUUUAUGGGGCAGUAACCAUGAAUAACGUCCUCUGCCUGUCAGUUUUCUUGGCACUUGUUUACGUCAGGGGAUUGACAUGGGACUUCUCAUCUGAAGUGCUGGUUAUUCUUAUUGUUUGCAUCGUGAUGGGUGCCUUUGCCAGUUUCCGCACUACUUUCCCGCUUUGGACAUGUUCGGUUGCUUACCUCCUUUAUCCAUUUUCUUUGGCGCUUGUUUAUGUUCUUGAUUAUGUCUUCGGUUGGUCAUAGGUUCAUGAAUGUGGUGACUAGUGUAGGAGAUAAGAAUCUGGUUUUUCUGUUCAUCUGUUCAUGGAGGGCAGCAGAUGUUACUAUGGAAACUCCAAUUCAGUGUAAAUUCGUACCUGGAAUUCAAACAAGAUCAAGUGCCUAUAGUCUCAUUCAUGCUGCUUCCUGGUCCAAACUGCACUACUCUCAUCAGAUCUGGAAGAAAAAAAGAAUUAACAUUAACAUCAAGAAAUGGGAGAAGAAGAAGAAGAUCAUGCAAGUUAAAGCUCUUCGGGUGUUUUUGGGGUGGGUGAUGCUGAUCAUGCCAGAAACAUGGAAUCAAAGGAAAACAUUCAACGAAGCUAGAGAACUGUAUAUUGCAGAGAGAAGAGCUGCAGUGAAAACCACUGCCUUUCCUUAUCUUUUAGCUACACUAGAAGACUCUGUAAUGUUGACUUCAAAAAGCUAGUCUUCGUAUGAUCAAAUUUGGCAUGCAGGGGCCUAGCCAUUGAUGUAAUGUAUUCAUUGUUAUGACUUGACUUGCUGCCACAUUGAAGGCCUAAUACAAGAACACCAACACCAAUUUAACCCAAAUCUUGCAGGGCCUUGGAUUGUUGGUAACAUUAAUACUUGUAUUACUUCAUCACUUUCCUAUUAGCAUGAAUACUCUUUGGUA